This is a messenger RNA of Mesocricetus auratus (golden hamster), 1700 nucleotides long. It is a transcript of the gene Tmem150b, whose product is annotated as transmembrane protein 150B. The transcript has 6 exons. Bases 482 to 1198 code for a protein of 238 amino acids. The record is from RefSeq and is a predicted model, not a curated record. Lineage: Eukaryota; Metazoa; Chordata; Mammalia; Rodentia; Cricetidae.
GCGACACUUUUACACAUCCGAGACAGGAAGUGGUAGUUUGCGUGUCCUAUAGAUAGUGACUGAUUAGACCCAAGGCUUAGUAUCGCAUAUACACUCAGCCUGGACUUUGCCUCUGUGGGAAUGUGGAGGCCAGCCUUCCCUCGGCCACACCUGGAAUCAAAGCCCGUCUUUCCUGAUACUGUCACCCAGACAUAAACGUAUCAAGAGCGUCAAGAGACCUUGAGGGAACCUGGAGAGGUGAGGUCCUAGGGGAACCCAGAGACUGAGAGGUGGAGGUGUCAGAGGCAAGGAACCCAGGGAAACAGACAGACAUCAGUUGAUCAGAGGUGAGGAAGAUACGGAAAACUGCCCGGAGCAAAGGCUGGUCGUCUCAACCAGUUUUCCAGCGAAUGAGGCCACAGCAGAUACCUCCAAUCCCAUAUAUCUGAGGACUGCUUUGUGACCUGCGAGACCCAGCCUCUCCGCUUCUCCAGAGCCCAGCAUGUGGAGCUACCUGUCCUUCCUGCCCGUCUUCCUAGCUCUGUGGGCUAUCGCUGGCAUCUGGAUCGUCUUUGCAAUCGCCGUGGUUAACAGGAGCGUGGACCUCCAGAAGGACUUCCCCUUUAUCAGUAACUGUGGGUCUUAUGCUCCCCAGAGCUGUAUUUUCGGCCAAAUCCUCAAUACGGGAGCUGCUCUAGCUGUUUGGAUCUGCAUUGUGCGGUAUCAUCAACUCCGGGAUUGGGGCGUCAAAACGUGGCACAACCAGUUGGUUCUGUGGUCGGGACUCCUCUGUGCCCUGGGAACUUCCAUAGUAGGCAAUUUCCAGGAGAAGAACCAGAAGCCGGCACACUUGGCAGGGGCCUUUCUGGCCUUCAUCCUGGGCAACCUGUACUUCUGGCUACAGUUCCUUCUGUCCUGGCUGGUGAAGGGCCUGCCCCAACCGGGGCCCCGCUGGCUUAGGCCUGUCCGCCUGAGUUUCUGCAUCUUCUCCACCAUCCUCAUCGUGGCCAUGAUCGUCCUGUACUCCCAGCGGAUGCGCUCCGCCUCUGCUGCCUGCGAGUGGGCAGUGGCCAUGCUGCUCUUUAUGCUGUUUGGCCUCUUGGCCGUGGACUUCUCCAGCUUGCGCGGUUGCGUCCUCCACUUACAACCCAAACUGGACGCCAGCCACCCACAGGCUACCUCUGGGUCUCCGAACCUACAGAUGUCACAGGCGCUCUGACUAGGAGGAGGAUGGGGUCAACCUAGGCUCACCCAACGAUGAACUAGAGGCUGGGCUGGACAGCCCGAUGGACGAACGGCGGAGUGGAGUGAUGCUCGCCACUCGAGAGGGCCAGCAUCGUGGUCCCCACCGGUCCCUGUGAUCGGAAGCGCCCGGGAACUGAGAGGAGAGGGCCAGCCAGCUGUCCCUGAUCAAGGCUAUUUAUUAGUUUUGUUGUUGCCGCCGCUGCCGGCGGAAUCAGACACAGACGCAGGCAGGGUCACGCGUAACCAGAAUUCCUUCCGGGGAGAGCAAAUCCGUACAGAAGGUUGGAACGGGAAGGGAGAAGGACCUGGUGGGGGUGGGAGAGCAGGGGCCCAGGAAGGGGAGUGGGGGCUGGGGAUGACACAGAGACAGAGGACCCUGUCCGGAUCUGCUAAGCCACCCCCAACCAGCUCCCAUGCCUCCCCCACCCCACCCGCAAAGAUUGAUCAAUAAAUAAAAUAAUAAAUUAAUAAAUAAA